Messenger RNA from Apodemus sylvaticus (European woodmouse), 889 nucleotides. RefSeq names its product transmembrane BAX inhibitor motif containing 4 (gene Tmbim4). Gene Ontology annotation, cellular component: membrane. Gene Ontology annotation, biological process: negative regulation of apoptotic process. Bases 64 to 879 code for a protein of 271 amino acids. The transcript has 8 exons. The record is from RefSeq and is a predicted model, not a curated record. NCBI's taxonomy places the organism in Eukaryota, Metazoa, Chordata, Mammalia, Rodentia, Muridae.
GCGGAGGCGGUUGCGGUCUGUGCAGGCUCCCUCAGCCCGGCAGGUGCGGGUGCUGCUGGCGACAUGGCCGACACGGACCCGCGCUACCCUCGCUCCUCCAUCGAGGAUGACUUCAACUAUGGCAGCUGCGUGGCGUCGGCCAGCGUGCACAUCCGCAUGGCCUUUCUCCGAAAAGUCUACAGCAUCCUCUCUCUGCAAGUUCUCCUGACUACAGUGACCUCAGCCCUGUUCCUGUAUUUCCAGGCUUUGCGGACAUUUGUCCAUGAAAGCCCUGCCUUAAUUGUGGUGUUUGCUCUCGGAUCUCUGGGCUUGGUCUUUGCGUUGACUCUGCACAGACACAGACAUCCUCUGAACCUCUAUCUGCUCUUUGCAUUUACACUGUCAGAAGCUCUGGCCGUGGCAGCUGUUGUGACCUUCUAUGAUGUGUACCUGGUUCUGCAAGCAUUUAUACUGACCACUGCAGUCUUUCUUGGCUUGACUGCCUAUACUCUACAAUCAAAGAGAGAUUUCACCAAAUUUGGAGCAGGGGGACCUGGGUUCUGUUCCCAGCAUCCUCAUGGUGGCUCUCAGUCAAUCAGAGAAGCUGGUACCCUCUUCCGACCUCUUCAGUUAUCAGCAGGCAUAUGGUUGUUCGCUGGUUUGUGGAUUUUGUGCUUGGCAGGAUUCUUGAAGGUGUUUUUUUACAGUGAGACGGUGGAGCUGGUCCUGGCCUCUGUGGGCGCCCUCCUCUUCUGUGGAUUCAUCAUCUAUGACACACACUCGCUGAUGCACAGACUCUCUCCCGAGGAGUACGUGCUGGCUGCCAUCAGUCUCUACAUGGACAUCAUCAACCUCUUCCUGCACCUGUUGAAGUUUCUGGAAGCAGUUAAUAAAAAGUAACUGAACAGUA